Thamnophis sirtalis is the source of this 1154-nucleotide messenger RNA. NCBI's taxonomy places the organism in Eukaryota, Metazoa, Chordata, Lepidosauria, Squamata, Natricidae. The record is from RefSeq and is a predicted model, not a curated record.
CUUAAUAUGGGGAACCUUCUUAAAGUUUUGACAUGCACAGACCUUGAACAGGGACCAAACUUUUUCCUGGAUUUUGAAAAUGCUCAACCUACAGAAUCAGAAAAGGAAAUUUACAAUCAAGUAAAUGUAGUGUUAAAGGAUGCAGAAGGAAUCCUGGAAGACUUACAAUCGUACAGAGGAGCUGGACAUGAAAUACGAGAGGCGAUACAGCAUCCCACCGACGAGAGACUGCAAGAGAAGGCGUGGGGUGCAGUUGUCCCCCUAGUGGGCAAACUAAAGAAAUUCUAUGAAUUUUCUCAGAGGCUAGAAGCUGCUUUACGAGGUCUCCUUGGGGCCCUGACUAGCACGCCAUAUUCUCCUACACAGCAUCUGGAGCGAGAGCAGGCUCUUGCUAAACAGUUUGCAGAAAUCCUUCAUUUCACGCUUCGGUUUGAUGAGCUGAAGAUGACAAAUCCUGCAAUUCAGAAUGAUUUCAGUUAUUAUAGAAGAACCUUAAGUCGUAUGAGAAUCAACAAUGUCCCAGCAGAAGGGGAAAACGAAGUAAACAAUGAAUUGGCCAACAGAAUGUCCUUAUUUUACGCUGAAGCGACACCGAUGUUGAAAACCUUAAGUGAUGCCACAACAAAAUUUGUUUCAGAGAACAAGAAUUUACCUAUAGAAAACACCACAGAUUGCUUAAGCACCAUGGCCAGCGUUUGCAGAGUUAUGCUGGAAACCCCGGAAUACAGGAGCAGGUUCACAAACGAGGAGACCGUAUCCUUCUGCCUGAGGGUAAUGGUGGGUGUUAUAAUCCUCUACGACCAUGUGCAUCCAGUGGGUGCUUUUGCAAAAACUUCAAAAAUUGAUAUGAAAGGAUGCAUCAAAGUUCUCAAAGACCAGCCUCCAAACAGCGUAGAAGGCCUUCUAAAUGCUCUCAGGUACACAACGAAACAUUUGAACGAUGAGACUACCUCCAAGCAAAUUAAAUCUAUGUUGCAAUAACAGUUACCUGCCAGGUGUGUUCCUGCUGUAAACAGUAUUCUGCAAUGACUGAGAUGCACAGAUUUUUUUUUUAAAAAAAAAGUGAUUGCAACUACUUAUCUUGUUCAGUCUUGCUUUUGACUUUCUUUCCCCGUGUCCUCUCUUCCAUUAAAAAAAAAAAUCACGUUCUUGUC